UGCGUCCGCUGCGCGAGCGAGGAAUCCACAGAAUUUCAGGGCGCGCUUCGUGCGAAUUCAGGCGCUCGCGCAAGGCAGCGGUCACUUCAACGGUCAUUUCAGCUCGGUAACAAUAAUAAUACUCUCCCCUAGUCGUUUACUCGUAGAAAUAGGCCUCUGUAAGCUCUCUCUCCACGCAGAGAUUGCAGCUAAAGCUCAGCUCUGAUUUAACUGGUUUAGUUAGCACACCGGCUAACGGCUGCUGGUGUGGUGAAAUCAGUGACAUCAACUCGAAAACUGAGGAUUUCUGUGGCAAAACUCGUGGAUAUAGUGGGCUGUGUGGACCUUGAGAGUGCUGAGGAGUUUGAGGCUGGACGGCAGCUGACGGACUGAACCAUGGCUCAGUUUCCCACGCCCUUCGGAGGGGGGUCGGAUACAUGGGUAAUAUCUGUGGACGAGAGAGCCAAACAUGACCAGCAGUUCCACAGUUUGACCCCCACACCUGCUGGCUUCAUCACAGGUGACCAGGCAAGGAAUUUCUUUCUGCAGUCAGGUUUACCUGCCCCCAUCCUGGCCCAGAUAUGGGCUCUGGCCGACAUGAACAACGAUGGGAAGAUGGACAUGCUUGAAUUUUCCAUCGCAAUGAAGCUGAUUAAAUUGAAGCUGCAGGGUCACCCCCUCCCUCCUUCAUUGCCCCCCUCCAUGAAGCAGCAGCCCCUCUCCAUACCACCGCAGCCUCCUUUUGCUAAUUUCAAGAUCAAAGACCGCAAUAGGAGAAAGAGCGGCAUCAGCACUGGGAUGCCCAGUAUGGGUGCAAUUCCAGGCCUGCCAGCAGUGCCGCCCAUGCCCCUGCCCCCUCUGCCUCCAGGAGUGCCUGGUGUAGGCGUAUCUCCUCCACUGGUAGCAUCGGUGACGCCACCCGUUCCAUCCCUUGCCAACGGAGCACCCGCUAUGAUACAACCCAUUAGUGGAUUCUCGCAUCCAGCUGCUGCACUCAACAAAACCGCUUCGUUCAAUCGCUCCAGCAUCAAGCUACAGAAGGGCCAGUCUGUAGAGGCACCCAGUGCUCCAGCAGCUCCUCCGCCCACUGACUGGGCCGUGCCUCAGUCCUCUCGGCUCAAGUACCGCCAACUCUUCAACAGCCAUGACAAAAUGAUGAGUGGCUAUCUCACAGGUCCACAAGCCAGAACUAUUCUAAUGCAGUCCAGUCUACCACAGGCUCAGCUGGCCACCAUCUGGAAUCUGUCAGAUAUAGAUCAGGAUGGGAAGUUGACUGCAGAAGAGUUUAUUCUGGCCAUGCACUUGAUUGAUAUGGCCAUGUCUGGUCUGCCCCUUCCCCCUUUACUGCCCCCUGACCUCAUACCUCCGACAUUCAGGAGAAUGCGUUCUGGAAGUGGUGUGUCUGUGACCAGUGUACACUCGACAGACCUACGGGCCCAGGAUGAGCCCGAGGAGGAGGAGAAAGAGACAGAGAAAAAACUUCCAGUCACAUUCGAGGAUAAGAAACGAGAGAACUUUGAGCGUGGGAACCUGGAGCUGGAGAAACGUCGGCAGGCAUUGCUGGACCUGCAGAGGAAAGAGCAGGAGCGACUGGCAGCGUUGGAGAAAGAGGAGCAAGAAAGGAAGGAAAGAGAACGACUGGAGCAGGAGAGACGCAGACAGCAGGAGCUGGACAAACAACUGGAGAGACAGAGAGAGCUGGAGCGACAGAGGGAGGAGGAGAGACGCAAGGAGAUCGAGAGAAGAGAGGCUGCUAAGCGGGAGCUGGAGCGGCAGCGACAGUUAGAGUGGGAGAGAACGCGCAGACAGGAGCUGCUCACCCAGAGAAACCGAGAACAGGAGAACAUCGUCCUGCUCAAAGCACGCAAGAAAACACUUGAGUUUGAAUUGGAGGCUCUGAACGAUAAGAAGUCUCAGUUGGAUGGUAAACUGCAGGACAUUCGUUUCCGUCUCUCGGCUCAGAGGCACGAGAUCGAGAGCACCAAUAAGACUCGAGAGCUCCGCAUUGCAGAGAUCACCAGCCUGCAACAGCAGCUGCAGGAGUCUCAACAGUGGUUGAGUCGGUUGAUUCCUGAUAAACAGUGUCUGAAUGACCAGCUGAAGCAGGUUCAGCAGAACAGUCUGCACAGAGACUCUCUGUCCAAUCUUCAGAGGGCCAUUGAAAUGAAGGAAUCCACCAAACAGCAGCUGAGAGAACAGCUGGAUGCUGUGGAGAAGGAGACACGUUCCAAACUAUUGGAGAUAGAUGCCUUCAACACACAGCUGAAGUCCUUGGGGCUGUUCUAUCAGACCCAUGCUGCCAGGAUGGAGAACCUGCAGUCGGAGCUCCUAAUUGAAGAGCAGAGGGGGCGACAGUCAGGGAGCUCUGUGGACGAGGUGCUGUUGGACUGUCUCGCAGCACUGCUGGCCUGUUUGAAGCAUAUACACUUCUACUUUCAGGAGCUGAGAGAAAUCCACAACAAGCAACAGAGGCAGAAACAAAAGGAGCUGGAGGCUGACAUCACCCAGCCGUCACAUGACAGAAAGUCCACAGAAUUACAAGAGUCUAGGUUGUCAGGGGCAGAUGAGGGUGUCUCUCCAGCAUGGAGAGACGACGGGCUGGGCAAAGCUCCUACUCCUCCUGUGCCUCAGGCCUGGAUGAGCCGAGUGAGUGAAGAGGAGAACCACAGCAGAGCCGAAAUACAAGAUAACCUCUCCAAACUCUUCACGCAGCAUCCGCAACCAGGAAAACUACAGGCUCAGACCCCCUGGUCUAUGGCAGAUAAGAUCCCAGUGUCUGGUUUUAAUCAGGAGAAGGUAAAGGUGGUCUACUAUAGAGCACUGUAUCCCUUUGAAGCCCGCAGCCACGAUGAGAUCACCAUCCAUCCUGGAGACAUAGUGAUGGUGGAUGAGUCUCAGACAGGUGAACCUGGAUGGUUAGGAGGAGAGAUUAAAGGGAAGACCGGCUGGUUUCCUGCCAAUUAUGCAGAGAAGAUUCCAGAAUCUGAAGUUCCUCUUAGUUUGAGGGCUAGCGCUUCUUCUAGUUCCACCCCUAAAUUGGGCUCCCAUAUGUCAUCCGCUUCUUCAUCGACCACAGCCACACCCAUACAGCCAGUCUCCACAGAGCCUGCAUCGAUAGCCCCACCCACCUCAGCCCCUGCCCCUCCAUGCCCCACCACAUCCUCUUCCUCAACAUCCAGUAACUGGGCAGAUUUCAGCACUACAUGGCCAUCUAACUCUACAGUGGAGAAGCAGGACAGCGAUGGUUGGGAUGCAUGGCCGACACAGCCCACUCAGCCGUCCCUGUCAGUGCCCAGUGGGGGGCAGAUCAGACAGCGUUCUGCUUUCACCCCUGCCACGCUGUCCGGUUCCUCACCCUCACCUGUGCUCGGCCAGGGUGAGAAGGUGGAGGGUCUGCAGGCACAGGCUUUGUACCCAUGGAGAGCCAAGAAAGACAAUCACCUAAACUUUAACAAAAAUGACGUGAUCACCGUACUGGAGCAGCAGGAUAUGUGGUGGUUUGGAGAGGUGCAAGGGCAGAGAGGAUGGUUCCCAAAAUCUUACGUCAAACUAAUCUCUGGGCCCGUCCGGAAAUCUAUGAGUAUUGAGUCUGGCUCUUCAGAUAGCCCUCCCAGUGUUAAGAGACCCAGUCCCUCUCCAAACAAACCCACGGAUCUUGGAGAAGAGUAUGUGGCCAUGUAUACAUAUGAAAGCAGUGAGCAGGGUGACUUGACCUUCCAGCAAGGUGAUGUCAUCACGGUCACAAAGAAAGAAGGAGAUUGGUGGACUGGCACUGUGGGCGGAAAGACCGGGGUCUUCCCUUCAAAUUAUGUCAAACCUAAAGAAUCGGAGGGAUUGGGAUCUGCUGGGAAAUCAGGAAGUUUAGGGAAGAAACCAGAAAUUGCCCAGGUGAUCGCCCCUUACACAGCCACCGGGGCGGAGCAGCUCACCCUAGCACCAGGCCAGCUCAUUCUCAUUCGCAAGAAAAACCCAGGAGGAUGGUGGGAAGGAGAACUUCAGGCGAGAGGAAAGAAGCGUCAGAUUGGCUGGUUUCCAGCUAAUUAUGUAAAAUUAUUGAGCCCCAGCACCAGUAAGACCACACCCACAGAGCCCAACCCACCCAAGCUACCAACACCCAAUGCAGUGUGCCAAGUGAUUGGCAUGUAUGACUACAUAGCUCAGAACGAUGACGAGCUGCCUUUCGGGAAGGGCCAGAUCAUCAAUGUUUUGAGCAGAGAGGAUCCUGAUUGGUGGAAAGGAGAGCUGAAUGGUUCUGUUGGCCUUUUCCCUUCAAACUACGUCAAGCUGACCACUGACACAGACCCCAGCCAACAAUGGUGUGCCGACCUCCACCUGCUUGACAUGCUGACGCCAAUGGAACGGAAGAGGCAGGGAUACAUACAUGAACUUAUUGUUACAGAGGAGAACUAUGUCAAUGACCUGCAGCUAGUUACUGAGACCUUCCAGAAGCCUCUGCUGGACUCGGAAUUGUUGACGGAGAAGGAGGUGGCCAUGAUCUUUGUCAACUGGAAAGAGCUGAUCAUGUGCAACAUUAAACUGCUCAAGGCGUUGCGGGUGAGGAAGAAGAUGUCAGGUGAGCGCAUGCCGGUGAAGAUGAUUGGUGACAUCCUGACCGCUCAGCUUGUUCACAUGCAGCCGUACAUCCGCUUCUGCAGUUGCCAGCUCAACGGCGCAACCCUCAUUCAGCAGAAAACAGACGAGGUGCCCGAAUUCAAAGAGUUUGUUAAGAGGUUGGCAAUGGACCCUCGCUGUAAGGGAAUGCCUCUGUCAAGUUUCCUUCUUAAACCCAUGCAGAGAGUCACCCGAUACCCGCUCAUCAUCAAAAACAUUAUAGAGAACACUCCAGAAAGCCACCCGGACCACAGUCACCUGCGGCUGGCUCUGGAGAAGGCUGAAGAGCUGUGCUCACAGGUCAACGAAGGAGUGCGUGAAAAAGAAAACUCAGACCGGCUGGAGUGGAUCCAGGCGCAUGUGCAGUGUGAGGGGCUGUCAGAGCAACUUGUGUUCAACUCAGUUACAAACUGCCUGGGCCCUCGGAAGUUCCUACACAGUGGAAAACUCUACAAAGCCAAGAGCAACAAGGAGCUUUACGGCUUCCUGUUUAAUGACUUCCUGCUCCUCACGCAGAUCAUCAAACCUCUGGGCUCGUCUGGAAUGGACAAGGUCUUCAGUGCGAAAUCCCACCUGCAGUAUCGCAUGUACAAAACGCCCAUCUUUCUUAAUGAGGUGCUGGUGAAGCUUCCAACUGAUCCUUCUGGAGAUGAACCCAUAUUCCACAUAUCUCACAUAGACAGAGUCUACACUAUACGUGCUGAGAGCAUCAAUGAACGGACAGCUUGGGUACAGAAGAUCAAAGCCGCUUCUGAGCUUUUCAUCGAAACAGAGAAGAAAAAGAGAGAAAAAGCCUACUUGGUAAGGUCUCAGAGGGCCACUGGUAUCGGGCGGCUAAUGGUGAACAUUGUUGAAGGCAUUGAGCUGAAACCCUGCCGCUCAAAUGGUAAGAGUAACCCGUACUGUGAGGUGACGAUGGGCUCUCAGUGUCAUGUCACUAAGACGCUACAGGACACCCUGAACCCCAAAUGGAACUCAAACUGCCAGUUCUUCAUCAAAGACCUGGAGCAGGACGUGCUGUGUGUCACUGUGUUCGAGAGGGAUCAGUUCUCCCCGGACGAUUUCUUGGGCAGGACGGAGAUUCGGCUGGCCGACAUCAAGAAGGACCAGGGCUCGAAGGGCCCCAUCACCAAGCGUCUGCUGUUACACGAAGUCCCAACGGGAGAGAUUGUGGUGCGACUGGACCUUCAGCUCUUUGACGAACCCUGACCCACGUUGUUUGACCUGACCAUUUGACCCCCAGAUUCAAUAUCUGCUACUCCUCCGUGUUGAAAGCCCACCAGCCUAGUGUGACAAUCUCACCCAGCACCAUGAAACCCAAAGUGUGAAUGUGUGUAUUUGCACAAGCAUCUGUGAGUCUGCAAAAUGCUGUAACAGUCUUAAUCAGUGAUCCCCAUUGGAUUCUUAUUGUCCUAGGUACCGCUUCAAGACAAGUCAAGUGUGUGAGUGAAAAUGAAGGAGGGGAAAUUUCAGUUCUACAGUGAUGUAAAGGAUGUCUCAGGAUGCUGUAAGUCUUAAAGGGUCAAACGUACAGUAGUUGUUUAAUGCUCUAAUGACCCGGGAAUAGUAGUGCCAUUUGAUGCAAUAUUCAUACUAGAACACACAGAAUCAUUACAAAUGCUGUGCCAUUCCAGUCAAAGUCUCAUUAUGGGUGAAUCUCACGAAUCUCUUAUUAACAUAAUUACAAAAUAAUCUCUCAUUCUCAUACCUGUAAUUUAAAAAAAUAGGGAUAUUAUUUAAAUUAAGUGUUUAGACAUCAUGGUAGUAUUUGUUUUACUGCCUUGGUUAUGCUGGUUUACAUAAAAAAUACUGUAAUUUAUAAAAAUUACCACCAUUUAAAAAAAAAUUUUAACAGGAUUAAUUUUUAAUGCAAACUAUUUUGAAGUUUUUGGGGCAUCCUGAACACAUUUUUGUGAGAUUCACUCAAUAGUCUUACUGACUAUUUAACAUUUAUUCCAUAAUUUCAGUCAUUAACACUACAAACUAAAACCAGGGUUUGUUGGCAAACCUUUCUAAUGUCAACCGAUUCAUUUAUUUUAUUUUAUUUUAUUUUAUUUUUUUAUCUAUUUUUCGUGAAAGAGACUGGUGACAGUUCAACAACCGAAUGUACGCGAUACGUUUCUUUUUGAGGGUCCAUUAAAUGUGAGCAUGUUCAGGAAAAUUUACAGCAAGUCUCGAGAAGAUACAGCCACAAACGCUCCGUGGAAAGACUAUUUUGAAAAUUGUUGUAUGUUUUUCAGCAUCUUUUGUCAUGUAACUUUUAUUUAUUUUUAUGUUUUUGAGAAUGGGACGCAUCUCAGAGCCCAACAGAAAUAUCAUAGCAGGUCUCAAGGGACAUUAGAAGAAUUUCCGAACGUGUCAAAUAUCCCUAAAUGGCUAAUAUAUCCGGUGUGGUGGCUGUAUGAGUUUUGAUUUUAGCAAUAAUUCAGCCAGAAGUUCUUCAGUUUCUCCCCUUAUGUUCUUAGUUUUAUUGUGGUACAUCACAAAGUAAACUAUUUAAUAUAUAGUACUGUAUUUAAGUUUGAAACUGCAUAACUAAUGACAUCAGUUUGUUUUUGACUGAUGUAUGUUUAUUUUUUAUUUUUUUUUAUUUUUUUUUAUUCUUGUGCUGUUAUUAGGCAUUAGUGAUCAACACUGUAGGAUUUGUCAUAUUUGUAAAAUUGAGAGAUGUCAGUUCAUAUGUUAUGUUCUUCCUUUUUUUGUUGUUUAUUUCACAAAAAAAUGGGAUUUAGUGCUUAAGUUGGAAGGUUGCAGCAUGUAGAAAUUAUGUUGAAACAAUCCUAAAUGAACCAGAGAGCAAAAGGGAUCAAUCAUAUCUGCUGCAAAUGUCUCCAGAAAGUGCCAUCUUUACAUAGAUGAUGGAAUGUGUUGAAUUUGUGAGGGUCUUAUUUGUUCGAUUACCACACUACUGAGCCUGAGAAAGGUGCUGUUUCUUUUUGGACUGUAACAGGGAUCGGUUUUGUUUAAUUUGUGUGUGUGAAUGAGUGUGUUUUCCUGUCUAGAUGCAAUAGACACAUUAAUAUUCCACUGCUGUGCUAGUGAGAUGCCAGAGUGAUCAAGGAAAACAGCUAUUGUGGGGCCAGCAAGUUAUUCCACUCGGUUUUUCUAUGUGUGUGUGUGUGUGUGUGUAUGUGAGAAAGAGUGACUCUCAGUGCUUUGAAUGCUUUCUGCUGGGUCACUUUCCCAAACCUCAUCUCCAAGUACAUUUUAGACAAUGCAAGGGGUCAUGGUCACACAUCUUUUCCCUGUCUUAUUCUCCUGGCGUUCCCUCAUCUCUUAUCACGCACUGUACAUUUCAGACCUGAAGAUUUGCCCCCAACUUCAUUAUUUUUUAAUAAGCAAAGUCUCAUUGAUUGAACAGUAAUAUAUGUGUCUAUGUUUAAAACUUUGAAUGGAGUAUAAUAUAUUACAAAUUGAGAAGUAAAUAUGUUGAUAACAGCGUAUUGUUAUCAAUUUAGAAGCAGUGUGUUGUCUUAAUGUUGCAAAUAAAACUCAACUGGACCAAGG
This is a messenger RNA of Megalobrama amblycephala (Wuchang bream), 8097 nucleotides long. RefSeq names its product intersectin 1 (SH3 domain protein) (gene itsn1). Gene Ontology annotation, molecular function: protein binding; guanyl-nucleotide exchange factor activity; calcium ion binding. Bases 376 to 5799 code for a protein of 1807 amino acids. The transcript has 42 exons. Gene Ontology annotation, biological process: positive regulation of Rho protein signal transduction; intracellular signal transduction. The record is from RefSeq and is a predicted model, not a curated record. Lineage: Eukaryota; Metazoa; Chordata; Actinopteri; Cypriniformes; Xenocyprididae.